CAAAAUGGCGGAAGGAACAGUUGAGAAAAAUAUAAACUUUUUCAGAUUUAUUUUACAAAAACUACCGAAACAGCAAGAAUUGCAAAAAAUUAAAGCUUUCAGAUAUUGUAUAAAAUCGAAUUACUUUUUCUGCCAUUUUAAUGACAACCAUUUAAUCGUCAGCAGUUUCCAAAAUGCGGAAGCCAAAAUUGUAGAAGAUCUCGAACAUGUUGAAGGAUUUGCCCUACAAACUGAUGUGGAAAGUUUUAAAACUGGUAAAAUUGCUACCAUAAAUAAGGAUGGGGAGCUACUGGUGUAUGAAUACCAAGGAGACAAAUAUGUUUUACAAGAGAAAUUGGAUUUAAGAUCUGCCUUAACUAAAGUAAACAUCACUGAGUUUGAGGCAUUAGAAUUGACAUCAUUCAAAAGAGAGAUAAUUACAGUAUAUAUAAACAAGAGUUAUCUGGUACAGUGUUCCAUUAAGGAUCAUCAGUGUGAUGUACUUUCUAACAUUACACUACCUGAGACUAUAAGUGAUGUCAACAAAUAUGUGAUUAUUGGUGGGGUCUGUACAGUUCUGGAUAUACAUGCUUCUAUGUUAUUAUUUUACAGUAUUGAUACAGGGAAAGAGAUAUCAAAGAUUGAUAUUAGACAACUAGAUAUAUCAUCAAUACAAGCAUGGACUAUGUCCGAUCAAUUUAAAUACCUCGCCCUGGUCCUCCAGUCUGGAGAUAUACACCUUGUAGAUCUUCACUCAUAUUGUACAACUUCUCCACAACAAGGGAGACAACCAACAGAACAAUAAUUGCCCAUCAUAUCUUAACACAUGCCCAGUACGGAGA
This is a messenger RNA of Ruditapes philippinarum (Manila clam), 821 nucleotides long. RefSeq lists its product as uncharacterized. Gene Ontology annotation, molecular function: protein binding. Bases 5 to 784 code for a protein of 259 amino acids. NCBI's taxonomy places the organism in Eukaryota, Metazoa, Mollusca, Bivalvia, Venerida, Veneridae. The transcript has 4 exons. The record is from RefSeq and is a predicted model, not a curated record.